UAAUUUUUGCUCAUGAAAAAAGAAGAAAUGAAAUAUGAAAAUGAGUCUUCAAAAAAAUUUGCAUAUUAUGGGAGGUGUUAAAGAUCAGGAUAAUAAAAUCUAAACACACAAACAAAGAAACAGAAGAUUCAGAAGAGAAACACACAAACUCAAGAAAAUGGCUCAAACUCUAUAUUUUAGACUUCUUUUCAUCGCUCUCUGUUCAUUAUCUGAAUGCAUUCAGCGCCGCUAUUAUCAUAUAAACACAGAGAUGAACUGGACUGAAGCUCAGAGAUACUGCAGAGAAAACUACACAGAUCUGGCCAAAGUCAAAAACAUCAAUGACCAGAAUCAGCUGAUGAAGAGUGUGAAAAUCAAUCUGAAUUCAGGUGUCUGGAUUGCGUUGAAUAGAUCAAGUGUUUAUAAAUGGAAGUGGUCUCAGGGUGAUCCUGUGAAAUAUACAAACUGGUAUAAUGGAGACUCAAAUGGUCAAGAUCAUUGUGCUUACAUGAGCGAUGGAUCAUGGCGUCAUCAGGACUGUAAAGUGAACAUGAGAUUCAUCUGCUACAACGAGAGCAGUAAAGGAUUCAUCAUUGAUGGUUCUUCAGUAUCAUGGAGAGCCGCUCAGAACUUCUGCAGAAAACAUCAUACUGAUCUGAGCAGUGUGAGGAAUCAGACUGAGAAUCAAAAGAUUCAGAAGAUCAUGAAAGACAAAAACAUAUCUAAAGUCUGGAUUGGUCUGUUCAGUGAUUCGUGGGAGUGGACAGAUGAGAGUGACUCUGGAUUCAGAUACUGGGUGUCUGAUCAACCUGAUAAUACUGGUCAUACUGAAGAUUGUACGGUGGUCAGAACUUUUCAGGAGGGUCAGUGGAAUGACUUGAAAUGCAGUGAAUCUCGCACCUUUGUGUGUCAAGAAGAUAGUCUGAUAUUGAUCCAGAAGAAUCUGAGCUGGUCUGAUGCUCUGAUAUACUGCAGAGAGAAUCACGUGGAUCUGGUUUCAGUUGAUUCAGAGGAGAUUCAGUUCAUGGUGACAGAUGUGAUUGAUCAGGCCUCUACUGACGCCGUGUGGAUGGGGUUACGUCACUCCUGUGCUGUUGGUCUUUGGUUUUGGGUGAAUGGAGAGAUGCUGUGCUAUCAGAAUUGGGCUCCAGGGAAUGAAACCGCAGUGGACGACUGUGACCAUGAAGUGAAAUCUGGAGCAGUUCAGUCUGGAGGAGAUCCUCGCUGGAUCAGCAUUCCUGAAUCUCGCAAACUCAACUUCAUCUGCAUUAGAAAGGAAAAAAUAAAUUUGGAAAAAUAAUUUGUGUCUAUCACUUUCUUUGUUCUUUGUAAAAUUGCUUCCUUUUUUUUGGUUCUUUAGCAUUAGGGUCCAUUAACCUAACCACAUAUUCCAGAUUAAACAUUAUGCCUCAUUUUUGAAUCAUUUAUGUAUGUUAAAAUAUAUUUUCUAUGUUAAUCUCCUGACACAAUUUAUUUUCUUAUGUUUCUUUAACAACUGUUGAAUUAUGUGAAAUGAAUGUGUUAUAUUUUGGGAUUGUGUAAACGUUCAUGAUAUUUACUCAUUAGAUGUGUCACUUCUGUUCUGUUUAAUGUGUGAUUAAUAAAGAUUAUGAGCUCAUAUCAGAGUUAAAUGUGAUUUAUUUCUGGAUCUUAAGUGAAUCAUAUGAGUUUGUAGAUUCAUUUGAUUCUUCUCUUUAGAAUCGUUCAGUUGAAUCUCUGACACAGAAUUUCCUGAUCGUGUAAUGAAAUAUAGUGAAGGUCGAGUUUCAUUCAUGUGUUGACUUAUGUAAAAUAAUGAUGAAUAAUAUCAGCUCAUAAUAAACUCAUCCAACAUUUUAUAAAGUAAAGGUCGAGAGUCCAACUAAAGCAAACACUGAUUAUCAUAAGUGUCAGGUUUUGUGUUUUAUGUUAAUGUCACAGUCUUUUAUUUUAAGUUGUUUGUCAUUUUGCAAUCCUUAGUUUAUGGUCUGGUUUUUGUCAUGUUUAAU
Messenger RNA from Misgurnus anguillicaudatus (oriental weatherfish), 1967 nucleotides. The record is from RefSeq and is a predicted model, not a curated record. NCBI's taxonomy places the organism in Eukaryota, Metazoa, Chordata, Actinopteri, Cypriniformes, Cobitidae.